GCCGCUUCCGGUGUGGGCGGAAAGCGGAAGUGUGGGAGGGUCUGCGGGGCGUGCUCUGGGAGGUCCUGGGGGAGGAUGGAGCAGUGAGUGAGUCUGGGCGGCUGCUGGCAGCGCCAUGGAGACGGUGCAGCUGAGGAACCCGCCGCGCCGGCAGCUGAAAAAGUUGGAUGAAGAUAGUUUAACUAAACAGCCGGAAGAAGUGUUUGAUGUCUUAGAGAAACUUGGAGAAGGGUCCUAUGGCAGCGUAUACAAAGCUAUUCAUAAAGAGACAGGCCAGAUUGUGGCUAUUAAGCAAGUUCCUGUGGAAUCAGACCUGCAGGAGAUAAUCAAAGAAAUCUCUAUAAUGCAGCAAUGUGACAGCCCUCAUGUAGUCAAAUAUUAUGGCAGUUAUUUUAAGAACACAGACUUGUGGAUCGUUAUGGAGUACUGUGGGGCUGGUUCUGUGUCUGAUAUCAUUCGAUUACGAAAUAAAACAUUAACAGAAGAUGAAAUAGCUACAAUAUUACAAUCAACGCUUAAGGGACUGGAAUACCUUCAUUUCAUGAGAAAAAUACACCGAGAUAUCAAGGCAGGAAAUAUUUUGUUAAAUACAGAAGGAAAUGCAAAACUUGCAGAUUUUGGGGUAGCAGGUCAACUUACAGAUACUAUGGCCAAACGAAAUACAGUCAUAGGAACACCAUUUUGGAUGGCUCCAGAAGUGAUUCAGGAAAUUGGGUACAACUGCGUGGCAGACAUCUGGUCAUUGGGAAUAACUGCCAUAGAAAUGGCUGAAGGGAAGCCCCCAUAUGCCGAUAUCCAUCCAAUGAGAGCAAUCUUUAUGAUUCCUACCAACCCUCCUCCCACAUUCCGAAAGCCAGAACUGUGGUCAGAUAGCUUCAUGGAUUUUGUGAAGCAGUGUCUUGUAAAGAGCCCUGAGCAUAGAGCCACAGCCACUCAACUCCUACAGCACCCGUUCGUCAAGAGCGCCAAAGGAGUGUCGAUCCUGCGGGACUUGAUUAACGAAGCCAUGGAUGUGAAACUGAAACGCCAGGAAGCCCAGCAGCGGGAGGUGGACCACGAGGAAGAAGAAAACUCGGAGGAGGAUGAAUUGGAUUCUGGCACCAUGGUUCGAGCAGCAGGUGAUGAGAUGGGCACUGUCCGAGUAGCCAGCACCAUGAGUGAUGGAGCCAAUACGAUGAUUGAGCACGACGGAACAUUGCUGUCACAGCUGGGUACCAUGGUGAUCAAUGCUGAGGAUGAGGAAGAGGAAGGAACUAUGAAAAGAAGGGAUGAGACCAUGCAGCCUGCAAAACCAUCUUUCCUUGAAUACUUUGAACAAAAAGAAAAGGAAAAUCAGAUCAACAGCUUUGGCAAGAGUGGGUCUGGUCCACUGAAGAACUCUUCAGAUUGGAAAGUGCCACAGGAUGGAGACUAUGAGUUUAAAACCAGCCAAGAACAGCAGUCUGAAAAAGACAUACGUAUCCAAAAUUGCCAGGGAAACCUGCUGUUUACUUACAUAUGCUUUCUGAGAAACCGCAUGCUUAAGAGCUGGACAGUGGAGGACCUUCGGAAGAGGCUGUUGGCCCUCGACCCCAUGAUGGAGCAGGAAAUUGAAGAGAUCCGGCAGAAGUACCAAUCCAAGCGGCAGCCCAUCUUGGAUGCCAUUGAGGCUAAGAAGCGGCGGCAACAGAACUUCUGAGCCAGGCCGGGCGGGAGGGCCCACCCCCACUGGCCUCCGCUGAGCUCGGAUCGGACCGCUCGCUGCGCACGCUGGUGGGCCACCACCCGCCGCGGCUUCUCCAGGCACCUGUGAGCUCAGGAACGUGCGCCGGAGGGAAGGCUGCCCGCUGGUCAGCGAGCGAGUCGUCAGGUUUAUUGUUUCAAAGGAUUUGUGUGGGCACUUUUAAACUCAGAGUUUCGAACCCCAGGAACAGAGACUCCUAGUCAAAUGACAGCUGGGAAAGUUUUACAUCGUCUCUUGUUUUUCUUCUCCCAGUAGCCUUCAGCUGUUCUUUCCGGAAGACUUUUUAAAAACCAUAAAUAUGCAUAUAUGUGUAAAUUGUAACUAGAUUCCCCACUCCGUGUGGUGGCAUCUCUGUACAGGUACAGUUCUUCUGCCUCUUUUCUGUGAGAUGAUGGUACUGUGGAACACAGGGCAGGCACACUGGGGGCCACUCCACUCCCAGAAGCCAACCUCACCCUUUUGCAGGGCUGCUUAUUUAAAAAUUAGGUCCGGGCCAGUUUUCACCACGUCUCGGCCUUGUGUAGGUCAUCCCGGCUCCUGGAGCUGUCGGUGGCGUCCAGGGGAAAGCCUGGAGAGGCGUGUUUACUUUUGAGUCCCCGGAGAAGCCUGGCGCCUUCUCUGCAAAUUGGCCUUUGUGGUUUCAGCGUCUUUUAUCCACCUCCACUCUCCCGACUGCCGGAGUCACCGCCCAGAUCCUGCCCAGUGCCUUAAGAGGAGACGUGACCCAGCGAGGGGGCAGGCCUGCUAGGAUCUCCCAGCAAACACGGGGCUGUGAUCCAUCCACAAAAGGGAAAGGGCUUUGAAGUUCUCAUUGUUCAUGAGAAGAUCACACGCGUGGCAUUUUGCACUGCAUUCCUUACAGACGGGUAGGAGGCAUGGAUUUUGUGAUCCACAUUCAAAUAUGUGACUUUUUUAUUUUAUUGCUAAGAGGUCUGGAAGGGAUAGUGAAUGUCAGACUGAGAUUUGUUCUCCAGGAGGCUCAACCCACACACGUGGAAGUCGGAGCUGGAAGGGACCCUAGCUGUCUGUUAUGGCUGAGGCCGGAAAGGGCAAGCAGAAUGGCCCAAAUCACAAAGCAGGUGGAAGUGGGAGCUGCUCCCUCCCCUUCACUGAACCAGCAGCCCCUUCUCCAAGAGAAGAGACCCAUUCGGUUUUGGUUAAGUUACUCCAGGCAAGCCUGCUAAUGGGAACUUGCUCUCGCUUUCUCCCUUCAACGGGUGAGGCUGUGAGGAGAUUCCCAGGGGAGCUAGAUCCUGUGCCAGCCCCUCCAUGGCCUCUGCACCAUCUGCCGGACAGCAGACAGGCCUCCUGCAGGCAGAUUUACGGCCAAAAGCAGAGCAGAGGGCUCGCAGAAGACAGCACCGAGCCCUUCUGCAGCGAUGGCUCAGGGCCGCCCGUCACUUAGUCACACGGCAAAGAGGAGACAGUUGGGAAGGGCAAAUGUGUUUUUAUUCCCAAAUAUCUCUUCUUCUCAGAUAGGGAUCUGGGCCUGGGUUGCACCUAAGGACACUGAAAUUAGACCCCAGAAUUGCUUUUGCUUCUCAAACCUGGAAAUCAAUAGAAAGGCGGGGGAAUGUUCCUCUUCUGUGGCCAGAUUCUGUUCUUUGCGAUUAAAGCAAGUUUUGAAAAAUGCAAGAGCCAGUUGUUCUGCAGGGCUUGGCCAGUUAAGCAGCUGUGUGGCAGAUACAGAGAACAGGGACAAUCUGAGGGUCCCCCUGGAAUAAUAAAUGGCAGCUAGCACUCAUUGACCACGUGAUGUGCCCGGCACAUUGCCCAGUAGACCCUUUCUGUGAGCUCCAAAUUUCACGGUAACUGUGAGUUAAGUUCUUUAUCUCCAUGUCAUAGACAAACAGGUUCGGGGAAGGCAGUGUAGCUAGUAAGUGAUAGAACCAGGAUUCGUAACAUCACUGUAUGGGACCAGCAUUUACAGGGGAAAGUUUUUUUUAAAUGAAGGGACCACCUUUUCUCACUCAGACUAAAUAACUCUUAACAGGCAUUUGUAAGCUGGAAACAGCUGAAUUAGUAGUCAAGUCUGACAGCCAAGUGAAUUUUAA
Molecule: messenger RNA, 3777 nt
Organism: Pipistrellus kuhlii (Kuhl's pipistrelle)
Lineage: Eukaryota; Metazoa; Chordata; Mammalia; Chiroptera; Vespertilionidae
Gene: STK4
Product: serine/threonine kinase 4
Exons: 12
Coding region: 116-1678 (520 amino acids)
Biological process (GO): protein tetramerization; regulation of MAPK cascade; protein phosphorylation
Cellular component (GO): cytoplasm
Molecular function (GO): protein serine/threonine kinase activity; ATP binding
Source: RefSeq, a predicted model, not a curated record